Molecule: messenger RNA, 623 nt
Organism: Suillus paluster
Lineage: Eukaryota; Fungi; Basidiomycota; Agaricomycetes; Boletales; Suillaceae
Exons: 1
Coding region: 71-457 (128 amino acids)
Source: RefSeq, a predicted model, not a curated record
UCUCAGUCGGCAGCACUACGUCCUAAAACCUGUUAGCUCCACCUGACUGUUAUUAUAGUCACCGUUGCAAAUGCCUAAACGAAAACGCGCACCACGUCCAGCCUCUGAAUUGGGGGAAGAUGACUCUGAUAGUUCCUACGACGAAACAUCCCGCACUGAGGUGACAAAGAAGACUAGGAAGACGCGUCAACCAACGCGUACGACGCGCAAGAAGGGCCACGAGGGUGAUGGGUCGACUAUGGUUAACAGUAUCUCAGGCCAUUCAGCGUCUAUGCACGUCAUAAGUGCUGUCGAGUCAAUGCGAGUCGCGCUCCUGGAGUGGUAUGACAGAGUCCAUGACGCUCGAAAAAUGCCUUGGCGCAAGAAGUUUGACCCCUCGUUCGACACUGAGGAGCGUGCACAAAGAGCCUACGAGGUAAUAUUUGACUUCGAACACGAAAAGGCUGCUCAGAGUUGACUCUGACAGAUUCUUAGGUCUGGAUCUCGGAAAUUAUGCUACAACAGACUCAAGUCGCGACAGUGAUACCGUAUUAUAAUAAAUGGAUGGCAAAGUACGUCGACGCACUCAGUUCUCUGGAUCGUCUGACCUAAUUCGUCUAGAUUCCCCACCAUCAGGGACCUUG